AUGGGGAUAUGUAUGACGCAGAGCCAUACAGGACGCAUUUGCUCUAGCAACGUACAGGUGUUGGCAAAUUUGAUCCAGACUCAAAGGUCUAUAGACAAUGGGAAUACAAGCACAGAAAUUAUACCCGACCCGCUCAAUUUGAUCAUGAUUGCGAAUGAGUUCAGGGAGAAGAUCGUAUUCAAUGGUCUGAUAUAUAUCGUGGUGGCAUUGAUGUUCAUUUGUUCCCUACUCCUAUCGACAUUCCCUGGAUGGCAUCACGAAGUUGGUGAUGACGGCUCUGUGUACGAUGUGAAGCCACUCCCUGCUUCGAUUAUAGUGUCGGCUUGUUUACUCGCUGUGAGUGCCAGCUUUGGAUUUGGUCUUAUCUCCAUACUAUGGCAACACGUCAACAGCAGUGCUACGGCGACAAUGACUGAAAUCCUCAAUUAUGGCGCUGUCUCGGGCCAUGUGGGAGGCGUAGCGAUGGCACUGGGAUGGCUCGCUAUAGGACUGCUUGCGGUCGUCUGUAUGGGGCUUUCCGUGGUGAAAUUGCAAUUGACUAUCCUCCAGCCCAUUGAAGAGGAUUAG
This is a messenger RNA of Penicillium egyptiacum, 567 nucleotides long. The record is from the annotation of a GenBank genome assembly. Lineage: Eukaryota; Fungi; Ascomycota; Eurotiomycetes; Eurotiales; Aspergillaceae.